This is a messenger RNA of Papaver somniferum (opium poppy), 933 nucleotides long. Its product is annotated as protein FAR1-RELATED SEQUENCE 5-like. Bases 1 to 933 code for a protein of 310 amino acids. Lineage: Eukaryota; Viridiplantae; Streptophyta; Magnoliopsida; Ranunculales; Papaveraceae. The record is from RefSeq and is a predicted model, not a curated record. The transcript is spliced from 2 exons. Gene Ontology annotation, biological process: regulation of DNA-templated transcription.
AUGCGGAUGCGAUCCAAUAAAUGCAUGCCAGAAGGAGUAAAGGAUCUUGCAGAAAAGUUCAAUAUAGAAAACCUUGAAGUCGGAAAAAUUCCUGCAAUCCUUGAGGGUCAAAAUAUUGGGUUUAACAAAAGAGAUUGCUGGAAUCAUUUACGGAAUGUUAGGCAUAAAAAUUUGGAACUUGGAGACGCUCAGUCUGUAAUUGAUUAUUUACACAAGAAACAAGGUGAGAAUCCUCAAUUCUUUUAUAGAGUCCGAGUUGAUGAACAUGGUAGAGCUGUUAAUUUUUUUGGGUAUAUGCGAGAUCACGAUGAGACUGAACCUACAUUUUUAUGGUUGUUUAGUAUCUGGCUUGAAGCUAUGGGAGAACAACAUCCUUUAGCCAUCAUAACUGAUCAAGAUUCUGCAACGGCUGGAGCUAUAAAAAAGGUUUUUCCAAACACUCGCCACCAUUUAUGCCUUUGGCACAUAAAGAAAAAAUUCCCUGAAAAACUAUCACACAUUUAUUUCAAGAAGUCCAAGUUCAAGGACGAUAUGAAAACAUGUAUUCAUCAUACUUAUAAAGUACAAGAGUUUGAGGAAAGGUGGAAAAAGAUGAUCAUGGAGUUUGGUUUAAGUGACAAUGAAUGGCUAACGGAUUUAUAUGACAUACAAGAAUCAUGGGUACCUGUAUACCAUAGAAAUACAUUUUAUGCAGGUAUGAAUACAACAGGUCGCAGUGAAGGCGUAAAUGCCUUUUUCAAAUCGUUUGUCUCGUCAAAAACCAAUCUCAGGAAAUUUGCGGUUCGCUAUGACCAAGCAGUGAAAGAAAUUGUUGAUAAAGAAGAUGAUGAAGAUCUUAUAUCAGAGCAUACCUACCGGAUUAUUGACGAAAGAAAUUUGAUACUGAAGCACGGUGCUCAGAUAUACACUCGCAAUAUAUAUAACAAGUAUUAG